Danaus chrysippus (African queen) is the source of this 1674-nucleotide messenger RNA. Lineage: Eukaryota; Metazoa; Arthropoda; Insecta; Lepidoptera; Nymphalidae. The record is from the annotation of a GenBank genome assembly.
AUGCUCAAGUUACUUAAAGGCGUACGGCGAUUAAAUGUCCUAGGCCGGCAUUACAGUUACGCCAACGUGAUAGGAAGUGAGCCGAAUAGAAAUGAUCCUUAUUACCUUGAGAAUAAGGCGAAAAUGGACGAGCUCGUGGAGGAACUCCGACAGAAAACAAAUGACGUUAUCAAAGGCGGUCCAGAGGAAGCAGUCAAGAGACAUAUUGCUAGAGGAAAAUUGCUUGUAAGAGACAGGAUUAACCGGUUAGUGGACGAUGGAAGUGACGUUUUAGAAUUAAGUACUCUGGCCGCUACGGACAUGUACAAAGGUCAGGUCCCGGGCGCCGGCAUAGUUACAGCUAUCGGCCAAGUUCAAGGUCGGGAUUGUAUGAUUGUUGCGAGCGAUGCUACUGUUAAAGGAGGCACUUACUUUCCUAUGACCAUUAAAAAGCAUUUAAGGGCACAAGAAAUUGCAAAGGAAUGCCGACUUCCCUGCAUCUAUCUCGUUGACUCUGGUGGCGCCCACUUGCCUGAUCAAGCGGAUGUUUUCCCUGACAAAGAACAUUUCGGUAGAGUAUUUUAUAAUCAGGCUAACUUGUCUGCUGAAGGUAUCCCUCAAAUAUCAGUGGUGAUGGGAUCUUGCACAGCCGGUGGCGCUUAUAUCCCUAGUAUGUCUGACGAAAGUAUCAUUGUUAAAAAGCAGGGAACAAUUUUCUUAGCUGGUCCACCGCUUGUUAAAGCAGCCACUGGAGAAACCGUGACAGCGGAAGAUUUAGGUGGAGCUGACCUACAUUGUCGCAAAUCAGGUGUCACAGAUCAUUACGCAUUAGAUGACGAGCACGCUCUGCAAUUGGCUAGAAAUGUGGUUGCUAAUCUAAAUUGGCAUAAUGAUCAAAGAAUUCGAGUUAAUUCAUCAGAUGUAGAUGAACCAUUACAUGAUAUCGAUGACUUACACGGAAUAGUUGGAGCGAAUCUGCAAAGACCUUAUGACAUCCGAGAAGUUAUUGCUAGAAUAGUUGAUGGAAGCAGGUUCCAUGAAUUCAAACAACUUUAUGGUGAGACUUUAGUAUGUGGGUUUGCAUCUGUUUAUGGUCAUCCCGUCGGAGUUUUAGGCAAUAACGGCGUAAUACAUUCGGAAGCUGCCUUAAAAGGAGCUCAUUUUAUACAACUAUGUGCCGCGCGAAAAGUACCCUUACUGUUUCUUCAAAACGUCACCGGUUUCAUGGUAGGGCCAGAAGCGGAGGCUGGAGGUAUCGCUAAAAACGGUGCCAAAUUGGUGACUGCUGUGAGUUGCUUUAAGGGGCCCAAAAUCACAGUACUAGUUGGUGGCAGUUUCGGUGCUGGUAACUAUGGUAUGUGUGGCAGAGCAUAUUCACCAAGUUUCCUUUACAUGUGGCCGAAUGCCAGGAUAUCAGUGAUGGGUGGUCCACAAGCAGCUACAGUGCUUUCAUUGGUUGCAAAAGAAAAGGCAAAUAGAGAAAAGAAGCCGUGGACAGAAGAAGAUGAAAAGAAAGUUAAAGAACCAUUGGAAGCGAAGUUUGAUCUUGAAGGCCGCCCAUAUUACAGUACAGCUAGGUUAUGGGAUGAUGGGAUCUUGGCUCCGAAGGAUACCAGGAGAGUAGUCGGUUUAAGUAUAUCAGCGGCAUUAAACGCACCAUUUAGAGACAGUAAGUUUGGUAUAUUCAGAAUGUGA